AUGGGGGAAGAGGAUUUUGCCAGUAAGGAGGAGAUCAAAAAGAUCUUUACUAAGUUGCAAAGGAGAUCAGCAAACAAGAAAUGUUUUGAUUGCGAUUCCAGGAAUGCGACCUGGACGUCAAUUCCAUUCGGUAUAUUUGUGUGUCUGAAUUGCAGUGCAAGUCAUAGAAAUAUGGGUGUGCACAUCAGUUUUGUCAAAUCUUCUACCUUAGAUCAGAAGUGGACUUACAAGCAAUUGAGAAUGAUGAAAUGUGGCGGCAACGACAAAUUCAAGGAGUUUUUGAACAAAAAUGGUGGAUCAAUAUAUUUAACACGUCCAUUAAAAGAGAAAUACACAAAUCAGAUUGCCAAGAAUUACAAGGAGAAAUUGGAGGAGCGGGCUGCUAAUGAUGCCAUCAGACAUCCAAAAAUUCUUGAAUGGGAUGACGGUAGUUCUUCUGAUGACGAGAUUAAGGCAUCAAGUUCUAGCACAGAUGACUUCUUUACCAAAUGGGAGAGCUCAUCAGGUUCGGCUUCUGCAACACCUUCACCUCUGUCUUCAAGUACAAACUUAUCCAAAAAGCAGGGUCACGCAGAUGACGCAUCGAAGUCUGCAAGCUCUCGCAAACUUUCCAGUACUAGUAGUCUAACCAGCAAGCCAAAGAGAGGAUCAUUGUUGAGAAAUGGACGUAAGACUAGAAAUAUCUUAGGAGGCGGUGCUACCAAUAGAAACAAAUCAAGAUUACACGUUAAGAAGGUCAACGACGACAUUGACUUCGAUGCAUUUGAGCAGGAAGCAAAGAAUGAGGAAAAGGAGGCCAAGGUGCUCGGCGUUAAGCCACAGAUAAAUGAGAAGGAGUUUGGUGUUGAAACAACGAAGAAAUCUGAAACUGCAACAAGAGUUUCCCCGUUAACAUUAUCUAAAGUUGGCUCAGCUGGAAAAGGUAUUCGCAAGAAUUCUUCUGCAACUGCUUCUGUAGACAAUGAGCAGGCCGAGGAACCAGCUAUCACCGAAACAAGGCAAUCGUUUGCCAAGCUUGGAUUCGGUAUGACAGCUGCCUCCCCGUCUGAUAAUGCAAAGGAUACAAAUCGUGGCAGAAGAGCAAAGGAUGUUAAAUAUACGGGAAAUGUUGCCAAGAGAUUCGGCGGUCAAAAGAGUAUAUCGUCGGAUCAAUUUUAUGGUAUAAACGCAUUUGAUAAGGAAAAAGAUCGUGAGGCAAGAGAAAGACUUAAAUCCUUCACGGGUGCCCAAUCUAUUUCAUCAUCUCAAUAUUAUGGAAACAAUGAGGAUGAAUUAGAGGGUACAAAUGCUGAAGGUGGAGAGAUCGAGCAAAGAGUGGCAGAAAUUGCCCAAAAAUAUGUUGGACAGGACAUUAAUGUUUUGAAGGCGGCUUUACAGGAGCAGGGAGAGAAAAUAGGAAAGAAGCUUGGGGAUUACCUAAGGGACGCUCUGAGGUGA
Brettanomyces bruxellensis is the source of this 1437-nucleotide messenger RNA. RefSeq lists its product as uncharacterized. The transcript has a single exon. Gene Ontology annotation, biological process: COPI coating of Golgi vesicle. Gene Ontology annotation, molecular function: GTPase activator activity. NCBI's taxonomy places the organism in Eukaryota, Fungi, Ascomycota, Pichiomycetes, Pichiales, Pichiaceae. The record is from RefSeq and is a predicted model, not a curated record. Bases 1 to 1437 code for a protein of 478 amino acids.